Messenger RNA from Carcharodon carcharias (great white shark), 3245 nucleotides. RefSeq names its product Ras association domain family member 1 (gene rassf1). Gene Ontology annotation, cellular component: microtubule cytoskeleton; nucleus. Gene Ontology annotation, biological process: Ras protein signal transduction. NCBI's taxonomy places the organism in Eukaryota, Metazoa, Chordata, Chondrichthyes, Lamniformes, Lamnidae. The record is from RefSeq and is a predicted model, not a curated record. The coding region runs from base 105 to 1238 and encodes 377 amino acids. The transcript has 7 exons.
UCGAGCUGCGGGAUCUGAGAGACGACAGGCGGCCGGACCGGGCUCUGAGCCCGGGCAACAACUGCUCGGUCUACCGCUCCUCGGGCUUGGAGAGGACCAACGCCAUGAGGAUCAAUCCCAGGAGCCGGGCAUCGAGCGGCCAGGGCAAGGCUGCCAGACACGAGAGGAAGGACCGAUUGUUGCUGCUGUUAGACCAGGAGCCGAGACUGACCGAGAGACCGGGGGAAGGACAUGACUUCAGCCCCUGCACCCAGACUCAGCCGAGCUGGUGCGACCUGUGCGGGGACUUCAUCUGGGGAUUGUACAAGCAGAGUCUACAGUGCGCAAACUGUAGAUUCCGGUGUCACUACCGCUGCCGUCCCCUGAUUCAGUUGGACUGUAACCGGCCAAAGACCAAGACAUUGGGCCUUGUGGACAUCACGGAUAACACAUUUGAACAAGACACAAAUGUGAUGACGUGGACCAGUACUAGCAGCAGUGGUUACUGCAGUCAGGAGGAAGACUCAGAGUUUGAACAGUUCUUCACUGCCAGGACCUCCUUCAUCAAGAAACCCAGGAAGUACAAGGAUGAGCACAUUGAUUGGAAGAAGCAAGUUCUUUCACGAGAUGAAAUCGAAUCCAAGAUUCGAGAAUACAACGCACAGAUCAACAGUGAUCUCUUAAUGACACUGAACAAUGACGGAACAUACACCGGGUUUAUUAAGGUUCAGCUGAAAUUGGUGAGGCCUAUCUCCGUCUCUGCUAACAUGAAGCCUCAAUCGAUUUAUGACACCAAGAAAGCAACUGGACUGACACGCCCGCAACCGAUAAAACGCCGCACGUCCUUCUACCUCCCGAAGGACACUGUGAAGCAUUUGCACAUCAGCAGCCACACGAAGGCCAGCGAGGUGAUCAAAGCGCUGCUCAACAAGUUCAUGGUGGUGGACAAUCCCCGCAAGUUUGCCCUGUUUGAACGGAUCGAGAAAGACAAUCAAGUUUACACUCGGAAGCUUUCCGAUGAUGAGCACCCCUUAUAUCUGCGACUGCUGGCUGGGCCGGAUGAGAAGAUGUUGAGCCUUGUGCUCAAAGAGAAUGAGACAGGAGAAGUGAAUUGGGAUGCAUUCACUGUACCUGAGCUGCAGAACUUCCUGCGAAUCCUUCAGCGUGAGGAAGAGGAACACGUCAGACAGAUGUUUGGGAAGUAUGCCCGCUGCAGGCAGAAGAUGCAAGAGGAGCUCGCCAACCGCUCCCCAGGCUGACUGGGAUCCCUCACCACCCCGUGACGUGAGAGAGAGAGAAAGGGGGGGAAAUAAAAUACACGCGCACGCGCACAUGUAUGAACGGUGAGAAGGUCUAAAAACCAAUAUUACCUGGCCCGGCCAGGGACAAAGUAUGAACUGUGGAGAAUACGAGUUACGAGUGGGGUUACUGCGAGUGGAGCAGGAUAUUGGGGUAUGUGCAGCCUCUUCCUGACAAUGAGUGUGACUGAGAGACCUUUACUGAAUUUGAACGGAACGAUUAGGGGCCACAGCUGGGAAGUGCCAACCUGCAGAGGGAUGUCCCUUUAUCGCUUUGAUCCAAGUUUAGCUGGGAGGCACCAACAUGGAUGAGAGUACAGAGAGCUUAGUGUUUUGUUUUGUUCUUUUCUUGAAGUAUCUGGAUGGUUCACUCACUGCAUUUACACAAUGUGGGUUGGUGGUUGUAGCAACUUUUUAGAUGUCUACAUUGUAUUCUCACGAAUCAUUCGGGAGUUUAUAAUACACAGAUAUGAGUGUGGGUAGGUGGAGAGGUUAGCAUAUCUUAGAAUUCAGUUUUAAAUACAUUUCAUUUUGGAAUUUGUAGGAUUUCCCCCGGCAGAGUAUUCCCAUCUAAGCCUGAUGCUGGGGCAAGGGACAGAGUUACUGAGCAAAGGUCCAGGUGCUUACUGCAUGGUAAAAGAUGCUGAUGUCCUCCCCCCCCAACCCUUUACCUACUCACUCUCCCCAUCUGCACACAAUUCUGACUGAAAGCAGCAGAAGAAUCCUGAGGUGGUGGCAUAGUGGCGAUGUUAUGGGAUUAGUAAUCAGGAAGCCAAGGCUAAUGUUCUGGAAACAUGUUUAAUCGCACCAUGGAAACUGGGGCAGAUUUAAAUUCAAUGUUUUAAUAAGUCUGGAAUAAAAAGCUACUCUUAGUAAUAACGAUCAUAAAACUAAAGCCCUUCACGGAAGGAAAUCUGUUGUCCUUAGCUGCUCUGGUCUACCCAUGACUCCAGACCCAAACAAUAUGGUUGACUCUUAACUGCCCUCUGAAAUGGCUGAGUAAGCCACUCAGUUUCAAGGGCAAUUAAGGAUAGGCAGUAAAUAGUCACCUUGCCAGUGAUGCUCACAACCCAAGAACAAAUAUAAAAAUAAAAAAUCCCGGGAUCACCACUCAUUCUUGUCAGUCAGAAUGGAUUCUGAGGAGGUAUCAAGAGAAGGAGAGAUUUUUUAAAUGGAGAGAAUACAGGUUUUAAAAACUUAAACUGUUUUUGUUGUGUGUGCAGGGUGGGCCUGGUUUAGUGUGGGUGCACUAUAACUAGAUUGACUGCUGCUGAGCAGAUAUAAGUUGUGCUGUUUGUGUCUAACUGCUCAGAGAGGUUUUAGGCAUGAAUUUUAAGGCUUGGACCAUUUGAGGAAAUGUCUCAUGGAAUGGAAAAAUUUUCCCAAUAACUGUUGGUUAAGACACUGAAAGUUCAGCCUUAUAAAUUGUAGGUUUUAACCUAGCUCUGUCACAUUGACUGAGGACGCUGAGGUUGGCUUCAGCAUUCGAGUUGGGGAGUUGAAUGUUGAGAAGAGGCCCUGCUCCUGACUGCAGAUUAGUAGUUUCUGCCAGAAAGUGAACCUGUGUGUACAUCAGUUAAGAAAAGGGUCAGACUCAGCCAUGAUGCCCUCCAGAGUCGAAUAGGCUGCUGGCCUUGGCUAUCGGGGCUCAAGAGGGAAACAGAUACAGUACAAAGAGGUGCCUGGCCCCUGUGGCACUGUAUCCCAGAAGAAGAGGCAUAAUGCCAUGAGCAGUGGCAAUGCGGAGCUUCUUGUCUUUACCCAAUCACUCCUCUCUCUCCUCCCCCAUUCCUGUGUGAAUGCAAUGAAAUCAUGGAAAGUGACAAUAUGACGAAUGUGGACUGGCAGUGGAAAUAUGAAGAGAAAUUAACCUGAGCUUACCCUACUAGAGCUAAGCUUGUAUCCUGACUAAAGGAGUUUAUAAUUUAUGUUUUCAUUUUAAGUUUAUUCAAUAAAAUAUGAGGUGGA